Messenger RNA from Prionailurus viverrinus (fishing cat), 2461 nucleotides. RefSeq names its product C-terminal binding protein 1 (gene CTBP1). The record is from RefSeq and is a predicted model, not a curated record. The coding region runs from base 429 to 1721 and encodes 430 amino acids. Gene Ontology annotation, molecular function: NAD binding; transcription corepressor activity; oxidoreductase activity, acting on the CH-OH group of donors, NAD or NADP as acceptor. The transcript has 10 exons. NCBI's taxonomy places the organism in Eukaryota, Metazoa, Chordata, Mammalia, Carnivora, Felidae.
GUGUGGUGCAGGACGGUGGUGUCUGUGUUCCGGUCUGCAUCCUGCGGUCUCCCUCUCGGUGGCCCCCUCAGAAGUCCACUCUCCCUGCACAGUCGCAGAGGCCCAGGAGGCCGUUGGGAGCACGAGACAGAGGUUUGCAGGACUGGCGGCAGACUAGCCCCCAGUCGCCCCGGCCUUGCACCUCGCCGACACUGGUAGCGCCUGGGGCGGGGUUCCCACGUGCCAGGAGGACCUUCAGGUCAGACUUUGACCCCGGCGCAGGCUUCAGUGGUCGCCAAGGAUCAGGAGCCUAAGAGCUUUGGUUCGAGACAAUUAAAGACGUGGGAUGAGGAUCCAGUGACAGGACGCGGUUCUGCCGGGGGAUUCUGAAGAUAAAACGCUUUGAAAAGUCGAAUUCAUGGUCGUGGAAGCUGAGCCCAUAUUAAGAAAUGUCAGGCGUCCGACCCCCGAUCAUGAACGGGCCCAUGCACCCCCGGCCCCUGGUAGCGCUGCUCGACGGCCGGGACUGCACGGUGGAGAUGCCCAUCCUGAAGGACGUGGCCACGGUGGCCUUCUGUGACGCACAGUCCACGCAGGAGAUCCACGAGAAGGUGCUGAAUGAGGCGGUGGGGGCGCUGAUGUACCACACCAUCACGCUGACCAGGGAGGACCUGGAGAAGUUCAAAGCUCUUCGUAUCAUUGUUCGGAUCGGCAGUGGUUUCGACAACAUCGACAUCAAGUCAGCUGGGGACUUAGGCAUCGCGGUCUGCAACGUGCCGGCGGCGUCUGUCGAGGAGACGGCUGACUCCACCCUGUGCCACAUCCUCAACCUGUACCGCAGGACCACCUGGCUGCACCAGGCGCUGCGGGAAGGCACACGGGUCCAGAGCGUUGAGCAGAUCCGGGAAGUGGCUUCCGGAGCGGCCAGGAUCCGUGGGGAGACCUUGGGCAUCAUAGGACUAGGUCGCGUGGGGCAGGCGGUGGCACUUCGGGCCAAGGCCUUCGGCUUCAACGUGCUGUUCUACGACCCCUACCUGUCAGACGGCACGGAACGGGCGCUGGGGCUGCAGCGGGUGAGCACCCUACAGGACCUGCUGUUCCACAGCGACUGCGUCAGCCUGCACUGCGGCCUCAACGAGCACAACCACCACCUCAUCAACGACUUCACCGUCAAGCAGAUGCGACAAGGCGCCUUCCUGGUGAACACAGCCCGGGGCGGGCUGGUCGACGAGAAGGCGCUGGCCCAGGCCCUGAAGGAGGGGCGGAUCCGGGGCGCAGCCCUGGACGUGCACGAGUCGGAGCCGUUCAGCUUUAGCCAGGGCCCCCUGAAGGAUGCGCCUAACCUGAUCUGCACCCCCCACGCGGCCUGGUACAGCGAACAGGCCUCCAUCGAGAUGCGGGAGGAGGCGGCCCGGGAGAUCCGGAGAGCCAUCACAGGCCGGAUCCCCGACAGCCUGAAGAACUGUGUCAAUAAGGAUCACCUGACAGCGGCCACCCACUGGGCCAGCAUGGACCCGGCUGUGGUGCACCCCGAGCUCAACGGGGCCGCCUACAGCAGGUACCCGCCGGGCGUGGUGGGCGUGGCCCCCAGCGGCAUCCCAACCGCCGUCGAAGGCAUCGUCCCCAGCGCCAUGUCCCUGUCCCACGGCCUGCCCCCUGUGUCCCACCCGCCCCACGCCCCUUCUCCCGGCCAAACCGUCAAGCCCGAGGCAGAUAGAGACCACGCGAGUGACCAGUUGUAGCCCGGGCGGAGCUCUGCAGCCUUGGCGCCCUCGGACGGGUGGUGGCGGAGGCGGCGUCUGCGAGGCCACAGCGCUCCAGAGACUGUCCGGGCGCCGCGCGGGCGAGAGGCCGCUCCGCCCUCCCCGCGUCAGCCGUAGUCGUCCUUCCCCGAGGGCCAGCCGCUGUCCUGUGUUCUUUGCGUCCUCGUUAAGCAAAAGAAGUUUAGUAGUUAAUUCUAUCAUGAAUGUUCUUGUCCGUGUACAGUCUUUAGAACAUCACAAAGGAUCGGUUUGCUUAGCUGUCUACGGGAGAGAGCCCGAGGGGCCGUGCUCCGCAGGCCGGGCUGAGGCUGCGGCCCGAACACACCCGCGACCAGGCAGUUGGGCAAACUUCUCAGGACAACGACUCCUUCCCGUUUUUCUUUCUACGCCACACAGUGCAUUGUUUUUUCUACCUGCUUGUCUUAUUUUUAGAAUAAUUUAGAGAAACAAAACAGAGGCUGUUUUUCCUCAUUUUGGCAUGAACCCCCUUGUUCCAAACGAAGAUGGCGUUGUAAGUGGCUCGGAGAGAAGAGGAGGGUGUGGCGCACAGCGCGCUCCGGCCGUCGGCACCGGUCCCGGGACGUGAGGGCGCAGCGCCCUGGCCUGCGCGGGUGCCGUCCUGCUGACGUGGUAGGCUAGCAAUAUUUUGGUUAAAAUCAUGUUUGUGACUGUAACCAUUUGUAUGAAUUAUUUUAAAGAAAUAAAAACCCCAGAAAGAG